Messenger RNA from Candida dubliniensis CD36, 963 nucleotides. RefSeq names its product putative ATP-binding cassette family ATPase (gene CAF16). Gene Ontology annotation, molecular function: ATP binding; ATP hydrolysis activity. The record is from RefSeq and is a predicted model, not a curated record. The transcript has a single exon. Bases 1 to 963 code for a protein of 320 amino acids. NCBI's taxonomy places the organism in Eukaryota, Fungi, Ascomycota, Pichiomycetes, Serinales, Debaryomycetaceae.
AUGACAUUAGAUAGUAUCGAUAACACUUUAGCAAUUGAGGUUAAAAACCUUACUUACGAGUUCCCAAACAGCAAAAAGAUUGGAUUACAAGAUUUCAAUCUAGCCAUCCCCUGGGGCACUACAAACUUGGUAGUUGGACCGAAUGGUGCAGGGAAAUCAACACUAUUGCGUAUAUUAGCAGGAAAAACAUUGAUCAAAAAAGGUCAUCUCAAACUUGGUGGAUUCGACCCAUUCCAUUUUUCGUCUCAACGUCACGAGCAAUCCAACUCUGACAUCAAUAAUUAUAUAACGUAUUUGGGCACCGAAUGGGCAACUAAUUCUAUCAUCAAAAGAGACAUACCUGUCAACUUAUUACUUGCAUCCAUUGGUGGAGAAACGUAUCAAGAGAGACGUAAUUUGUUGAUUGACAUAUUGGAUAUUGAUCCAAGUUGGUCGAUGUUGAAUAUAAGUGAUGGAGAAAGACGUCGUGUACAGAUUGCCAUGGGGUUGGUGAAGCCUUGGAAAUUAUUACUAUUGGAUGAAGUCACUAUUGAUUUAGAUGUUGUGGUCAGACUGAAGUUGUUAAACUAUUUAAAGCAAGAGUGUCAGGAGAGAAGCUGUACUGUUGUAUAUGCCACACAUAUAUUUGAUGGGUUGGGACAUAAAUGGUGUGAUAGAGUGAUACACAUAGAUGCUGGCCUUAAGUUGAAUGAUGUGCAAAUAAAGGAUAUAGAGUUUGUGAAUGAUAGUAGCAGAGUUGAAGUUGGUGAUGAAAAGAUUAUUGUUGGUAAAGCCGAGUCCUUACAUCCGUUGGCGUUAUUCUGGUUGAACAAGGAUCUAGAAAGAAGAGGAACUAGAGAGGACGAGAAAUCAAAAAUGAGUAAGCGACACAAUGACUACAUCAAUUCCAGAGACGGUAAAUAUUUUGAUGCUGACGAUUCAAAACUUGCACAAUAUUUCAAAAGUACAAGAAGCAGCAAAUAG